Molecule: messenger RNA, 1362 nt
Organism: Puntigrus tetrazona (Sumatra barb)
Lineage: Eukaryota; Metazoa; Chordata; Actinopteri; Cypriniformes; Cyprinidae
Gene: spaca4l
Product: sperm acrosome associated 4 like
Exons: 3
Coding region: 165-551 (128 amino acids)
Cellular component (GO): membrane
Molecular function (GO): transmembrane receptor protein serine/threonine kinase activity
Source: RefSeq, a predicted model, not a curated record
CCCCGGAGACUCGGGUACCUGCAGGGCUGCGCUCCAUCGCUUCCUCGUUCGGACGCGUAACGGGCGGCGCUUUGGGCGUGGAUCUAUAAAACUAGCGGAUCACAGCGGACUGAAGAGAGUCUAACGGUCCUCUGCUUCAGCUCAGCUCACGAACAUCACGAAACAUGAACAAAAUCCUUCUCGGAGUCUUUGCAGUCGCCCUUUGUUUCGCAGCGGGCCAGGCGCUGCAGUGCUAUGAAUGUAAAGUGGGUUUUUGGAAUCUUUGCAUCACGUCCAAAAUAACAUGUAAUACUGGUGAGCGAUGCUUCAGCGGACUAGGGAAAGCUGCUAAAUUUGUUAACAUUAUAAAGAAAGGAUGUCUUGAAGUGGCCUCAUGCAACAAAACCGAACAGCUCAACUUCCCGAGCAACUCGACCAUCUUAUACGAGAUGACGAAGACGUGCUGCUCCACUGACCUGUGUAACUCAGCUCCGGGACACUUUCACGUGUCUGCCCUCAGCAUGGCCUUCACUACCGUCAGCUCCCUCUUCGUGGUCAAAUUCGUCUUCUGAGGAGGAUUAUUUCAGCUCGCACACACACACACACACACAAAAUAUACACACGCAACAUCACAGGGCAAAUCAUGCAUACUAAACAUGGCACAUUAAUUUGUUGCAAAGCAAUUUCUGGAAUGGUUGCUGGAAUAUGAAAAGAUUUUUUUUAGCAGAUUGCCAAAUAGUGAUCAUUUCAACACACCAUCAAUUUAACAUAGCAGGAAUUUAUUUUAUGUCAGCAAUGAAAACCAUUCCUGCCACGGAUAAGCACUUUGACCUAAUUAACAUUCAUUAAAACCAACAAUACAGACACACACACACACACACACACAUAUCAGCAUGCAAUCAACCAGAUUGUUUUCUAUUUCUUUAGGGGCACUUUGAGAAAUUAUACCCUAAUAAUAAUAAUAAUAAUAAUAAUAAUAUCCCAGAUAUUUUUUUCUUUAAGCAGUUUGCUGUUUAUUUUGUAUUAUUUUAUUUCUCCUGAUAUCUGCAUUUCACUUAUAAUACAUGGUUUCCUAAUAAGAGCAGAGGGUUUGGCUGUCAAAAACAUAAAUGCACAAUUGAUUUAGUUCAAAUGUUAGUAGUGUACGUGCCUGUUCAUUUACACAGCUUUAUCAAAGCCAUUUUUUGUAAAAUUCGUAAAGCUGUCAACAUUGUGUUUUUCCAUUUUGUUAAUUUGUUUGAUAAAGAUGACAUUCUUUAUUGAAAAAAAUGUGUGUAAAGGGCAAGAAUGAGUGGAGGUCUGCGGUCAGCAUGACCUUUUUAGUUGCCAUCGCAAUGUGUGUAAAAAUUGCAAACAUAGAGCAAUAAAACUGGAAUAAAAUUG